AAUCCAGUACAAACCCAACCUCUUUUUAUUUUCCCAUUGUCACAUAUUGUAUCUCUCCACCACUGAUCAUCACUCUUCUCUCUCUCUCUCAACUUAUCAUUCCUUCAAAAAUACUUUCAUCUAGAGAUAGAGAGAGAGAGAGAGAGAGAGAGAGAGAGAAAGAUAUGGAAAUGGAAAACCAAUUAUGGGAGGGAUAUGUUGAUUGGAGAGGCAAAGCUGCUGUGAGAACCAAACAUGGCGGUAUGAGAGCUGCCAUCUUUGUUUUAGUUGUGGAGGUAUUGGAGAAUUUGGCGUACCUGGCGAAUGCAAGCAACUUGGUGUUGUACCUUACGCAAUACAUGCAUUUUUCGCCGUCGCAGGCGGCCAACUCCGUCACCAAUUUCAUGGGAACGGCGUUUCUUUUAGCCCUUCUGGGUGGAUUUUUAUCCGACGCUUUCUUCACCACAUACAAUAUCUACAUAAUUAGUGCCCUUACUGAGUUCCUGGGUCUAAUAUUAUUGACAAUGCAAGCAAAGUCAAGUUCCCUACAACCCCCAAAAUGUGACAAAAAACAACAAGAAAUGCAAUGCCAACAAGUUGGUGGUGCAAAGGCUGCACUUCUUUUCUCAGGGCUAUAUCUAGUGGCGCUGGGCGUCGGCGGGAUCAAGGGUUCCUUGCCGGCCCACGGAGCCGAGCAGUUUGACGGCAGCACGCCACGUGGCAGGAAGCAGAGAUCGAGUUUCUUCAACUACUUCGUCUUCUCCCUCGCCGCUGGGUCCCUCAUCGCCGUCACAUUAGUGGUAUGGAUCGAAGACAACAUUGGUUGGCAAUGGGGAUUCGGAAUCUCCAUGCUCACCAUACUUUUGUCCAUACCCAUGUUUCUAGCUGGUUCCAGCUUUUAUAGGAACAAGAUCCCUCUUGGAAGCCCUCUAACCACCAUAUCUAAGGUCCUGAUAGCGUCAUUGCUGAACUCAUGCACGGCGCCAAGUUCCAGCAACGCCGUGGCAAGCAUGUCGAGCAGCCCGCCACGGUGCAAGGAAGAAGAAGAAGAAGAAGACGAAAACGGAGACAGAAGCACGAAACCCGAAUCCCCAUCGGAAAGCCUGAAAUUCCUGAACAGAGCAGCAGCAAACACAGAAUCAUCGAAGCUGAAAUGCUCAGUGCAGCAAGUGGAGGAAGUGAAGAUCGUGUUCAAAUCCCUCCCAAUCUUCGCUUGCACCAUAGUCCUCAACUGCUGCCUCGCCCAGCUCUCCACCUUCUCGGUCCAGCAAGCCGCCACCAUGAACACCCGCCUCGGCCCCCUCAAUCUCCCCCCGGCCUCCCUUCCCGUCUUCCCCGUCGUCUUCAUCAUGAUCAUCGCCCCUCUCUACGACCACGCCAUCGUCCCCUUGGCCCGCCGCAUCUCCAAAUCCGAGAUGGGGAUUUCGCACCUCCAACGCAUCGGCGCCGGAUUAGUCAUCUCCGUCGUCGCCAUGGCCGCCGCCGCCCUAGUCGAGACCAAGCGCCGGACAGCCGCUCACGAUAAACUCGACUCGGACUCUCCUCUGCCGCUCACGUUUCUCUGGAUCGCGUUUCAGUACCUUCUCCUCGGAUCGGCGGACCUGUUCACGUUAGCAGGCCUGCUUGAGUUCUUCUUCACGGAGGCGCCGUUUAGCAUGAGAUCGCUCGCCACUUCCUUGUCCUUCGCGUCCCUGGCGAUGGGGUAUUACCUCAGCACCGUCAUCGUGUCGGUCGUGAACAGCAUCACGGCUCGCGCCGGUGGCCAGCCGUGGCUCGCUGGAGCUAACUUGAAUCACUACCAGCUGCAUAGGUUUUACUGGCUAAUGUGCGCCUUGAGCGGUUUGAACCUUUUGCAUUAUCUUUUUUGGGCUAAUAAGUAUAAGUACAGAUCGCAUCACGGUGGCCGUGGCGUUGCGAGUUCAAUGGAGGGACGGGACAUUGGUUAGAAUGGUGCCGCAUUGGGCCUUUUUUAGUUAACAAUUUGAUGUAUAUAGGUCACUUAAUGCUCUGUGUAUGAUCAUGUGUGAAUUUCUAAAUUUCCCAUGUUACUUUUUUUUA
Molecule: messenger RNA, 2037 nt
Organism: Salvia hispanica
Lineage: Eukaryota; Viridiplantae; Streptophyta; Magnoliopsida; Lamiales; Lamiaceae
Product: protein NRT1/ PTR FAMILY 4.6-like
Biological process (GO): transmembrane transport
Cellular component (GO): membrane
Molecular function (GO): transmembrane transporter activity
Source: RefSeq, a predicted model, not a curated record